Molecule: messenger RNA, 426 nt
Organism: Pseudonaja textilis
Lineage: Eukaryota; Metazoa; Chordata; Lepidosauria; Squamata; Elapidae
Source: RefSeq, a predicted model, not a curated record
AUUGGCCUUCUUUGCUACUAUAAGAAGGACUGUGGCGAAGAAUGUGACUCUAUCCCAGUGACAUGUUCAGAGAUCCGGCUGAACCGUAGCAGCUUCCUCAGCGAGAUUACUCACUACGCAGAAACCAGCCGAGACAUUAUUAUGCUGGAUUCGUCCGUGCUUGUGGCUGGGGUAGUCAUUGGCGUAGUCCUCUUUCUAUCCUGUGUGGCCAUCCUGAUUGGCAGUCUGCGAAAGAAUCAUUGCUUUCGACAUCUGCAGUUGUGGAGCGAUGCCAGCUACACUCCAGACUGUUUUUCCUAUGGUGGCUCCGUCGGAGAGCUAAGAUCCAGCUGCGCUGAAGAAUUCCCACCAACAUUUUACUUUAGCUCUUACAUGGAGGCACUUUCCCAGGCCAACAUCAUACAUCCAGACUCGCCACCACGGUAA